Messenger RNA from Lingula anatina, 1093 nucleotides. Its product is annotated as dedicator of cytokinesis protein 3. The record is from RefSeq and is a predicted model, not a curated record. Gene Ontology annotation, biological process: small GTPase-mediated signal transduction. Gene Ontology annotation, cellular component: plasma membrane; cytoplasm. NCBI's taxonomy places the organism in Eukaryota, Metazoa, Brachiopoda, Lingulata, Lingulida, Lingulidae. Gene Ontology annotation, molecular function: small GTPase binding; guanyl-nucleotide exchange factor activity.
GGUGGAGCUCUUCAGGCUGCAUGUACAGAGUGCUGAGGCCUCUCAUAGUGCUUCUGCGCGUGGCUCCAUACGUCGCACUCUGUCCAAGAAAAUCCUGACAUAUCACCUGUACCUAAACUUUCGUACUCUAGCCUGCAAUGUAGGUGAAGACACGGAGGUUUAUUUCUCUCUCUACGAUACCAAAGAAGAAAGAUUUAUCAGUGAGAGGUUUCUGUCCAGACUGACAAAGAAUGGAUUACCACUGAACCAAGACAGGAUACAGAACAACUGUGCCCUCUUUACAGACUUAGGCAAUGAAGACCUGGUGAAAGAUUUGUGGCUGGUUGUCCAGAUAUUCAGAAGAGGUCGAAUAUUACUGAGUGAGUCGUCCAAGAAGAGCCAGCAGCACCAGUUCAGGCGGCCGUAUGGUGUGGCUGUGCUCCACUUACGCGAGAUGAUGACGGCAGACAUGUCUGACGAGAAUGAGAGAGAGUACAGCACCAGGGUGCAGACAUGCACAGACACCCCUGGUGACAAGGACUUCCCCAUGAUGCAUGAGGACAUGAUCAGAAAAACCAAGACAAACCCAGGCCUUGUGAACACUGCAUUAACUGUGUCAUUACGCAAGUUUCAUGGCACUUUGGACGAAGUACGGCACCGGCAUCCGUUGCUGGUUGGGAAGAGUAUAGCAAUCACCAGGAAGAUUGGCUUCUCUGAUGUCAUCAUGCCUGGUGAGGUGCGGAAUGACUUCUACUUCAGUAUCCACAGAGGCGACUUUGAGAAGGGAAAGAAGACGGCGCAGAAAAAUGUGGAAGCGAGGGUGGUUGUUUUAGAUGACAAAGGAAAUGAGAUGAAGGAGUGUCUCAGUGCAGGAUCAGGUGAACUGAAUGGUGACGAGUACAAGUCAUUUAUCAUGUACCAUCACAACAAGACAGUGUGGAAUGAAAUAGUCAAGAUCUGCCUUCCAAUUGACCAAUUCCCACUAUGCCAUGUAAGAUUUGAGUUCAGACAUUGUUCAACACAAAAACCAAAGCACCUGUUUUCAUUUGGCUUCAUACGCCUCCAUGAUGGAGUGACAAUCAGAGACGGGAAACAUGAACUCAUUCUAUAUAAG